UUUUUGAGGGCUGGGGCGGGGCUGUUUCGUAUAAAAGGGCGCGGGAGCGGGACAGGCAGCAGCAGCCAUCUGACUCGAGAAGUGAGCGGACAUGAAGUUCUUGGUUGUGGCAGCAGCGGUGGUGGCGUGCGCUGGCGCUCGCUCCAUCAACUCCGGUUGGGUCCUUCCGGCGGGCAACAUCGGCACCUCGGGCAUCCUGCGCAAGGAUGGCUCCACCAAUCUGUUCGGCCAUGACUUCGCUCACAGCAUCAUUUCCAUCGGACCCGCUGGCAUCAUCCUGAAGGACGGCCCACCCAUCCAGCUCGACGCCGACCUCAACAUGGUGGGCCGCAGCAAGCGCUCCACCGUUGGAUUCGUCAAUAAUGUUGGCAGCAUCGGCCGCUCCGGAAUCGUGCGCAAGGAUGGCACCAUUGAGCAGUUCGACUCUGCCCUGGCCCACGACAUCGCUUACUUUGGCCCCACCGGCAUCAUCCUGAAGAACGGUCCCCCCAUCCACCUGAACGAGAACCUCAACACGAUGGGCCGCACCAAGCGCCACACCGUUGGGCCCAGCGGCAUGAUCACCUCCUGGGGUCAGGCCAUCCAGUUCAAGGAACCCUUCGCCACGAUCAUUCUCGACGGACCCAGUGGCUUCCAGCUCUCCGACGGCACACUUGUGCAGAAGCCCGCACAGUAGGCGGCACUUCCCAGCGCAGCUACAUGGCCCGUUGGCCACGCACCUCUCCACCACAAACUUGAUUCAUACUGAAUAACUGUCUUUUCAA
Molecule: messenger RNA, 764 nt
Organism: Penaeus vannamei (Pacific white shrimp)
Lineage: Eukaryota; Metazoa; Arthropoda; Malacostraca; Decapoda; Penaeidae
Product: cuticle protein CP1158
Molecular function (GO): structural constituent of cuticle
Source: RefSeq, a predicted model, not a curated record